Molecule: messenger RNA, 2933 nt
Organism: Hippocampus comes (tiger tail seahorse)
Lineage: Eukaryota; Metazoa; Chordata; Actinopteri; Syngnathiformes; Syngnathidae
Gene: creb1b
Product: cAMP responsive element binding protein 1b
Exons: 8
Coding region: 376-1488 (370 amino acids)
Biological process (GO): regulation of transcription by RNA polymerase II
Cellular component (GO): nucleus; ATF4-CREB1 transcription factor complex
Molecular function (GO): DNA-binding transcription factor activity, RNA polymerase II-specific; protein binding; cAMP response element binding
Source: RefSeq, a predicted model, not a curated record
UUUUUUUUUUGGGCGGGGGGGACUGGACCUAAAAUGAACUUCUAUGUUUUUAAUUAAUGCAAUGCGUGACUGUUGAGCUCGCGCUGUUUGUACUGUAGCUAAGCAAUUAGCAUAAGCUAACAACGAAGCUAGGUUGGGAUCAGGUUGCCGCUUUUUUUUUCCACCACAAAUUCCACUUUUGGGGGAUAAAUUGCCCAAUUUCAACUCAUUUAUUCAACAUUUCCUUACGUCACCACGGUGAAACCCACCCAGAAUGUGGUCUGCCGCCACAUUGUGUCCCACUUCCUGGUGUAAAGCAGCCCCCGGGGCUCAUCCGUUUCCGAGACGGGGCCAUCGGGGCUGGUGUGGCCGAGCGGUGCGUCGCCCGAGCCGGCCAUGCGUCUCGGCUGUCACUCGCCGCCUGGCGAGUGGUGGCGAUGGUUGAUCUCCUUGUUUUUUGAAAAGUCGAGGGAGAAAUGCGCAAAGCCAAUCAUGGCGCGCACAGCAGCCACGCAAAGACCAAUGAAGAUGGAGUCAGCGGCGGCCGAGGCUCAGCAGACGGCCGAGUCUGCCGAGACAGAAAAUCAGCAGCAGAUCACGCCGGCACAGCUUGCUACCUUGGCGCAGGCAUCCAUGGCGUCAGGCCAUGGCUCGGCAACAGGUCCCACGGUGACGCUGGUGCAGCUUCCAAACGGACAGACGGUCCAAGUGCACGGCGUGAUCCAGGCCGCACAGUCGUCCGUCAUACAGUCCCCACAAGUACAGGCUGUACAGAUUUCAACCAUCGCCGAAAGCGAGGAUUCACAGGAGUCGGUGGACAGCGUGACGGACUCGCAGAAGCGCCGAGAGAUCCUUUCGCGCCGACCCUCUUACAGGAAAAUUCUGAACGACCUGUCGUCGGACGCGCCUGCUGUCCCUCGCAUCGAGGAGGAAAAGGCAGAGGACGACGUGGCAGCGGCGGCCACGCCCACCAUCGCCACAGUCACCGUGCCCACGCCCAUUUACCAGACCAGCAGCGGCCAGUACAUCGCCAUCACGCAGGGUGGCGCCAUCCAGCUGGCCAACAACGGCACUGACGGCGUCCAGGGCUUGCAAGCGCUCACCAUGACCAACGCGGCGGCCGCCCAGCCCGGCGCCACCAUCCUGCAGUAUGCACAAACCAGCGACGGACAGCAGAUAUUGGUGCCCAGUAACCAAGUGGUGGUGCAAGCUGCCUCUGGGGACGUCCAGGCCUACCAGAUCCGAGCGGCGCCUGCCAACGCCAUCACCUCCGGGGUGGUCAUGGCCUCGUCGCCCGCCCUGCCUACGCAGGGGGCCACGGAGGAGGUCACCCGCAAGAGGGAGGUCCGCCUCAUGAAAAACAGAGAGGCGGCACGCGAAUGUCGCAGGAAGAAGAAGGAGUAUGUCAAGUGUCUGGAAAAUCGGGUGGCCGUCCUGGAGAACCAAAACAAGACGCUCAUUGAAGAACUCAAGGCCCUCAAAGACCUUUAUUGUCACAAAUCCGACUAAAUCCCCACCCGCUCCAAGCCUGGAACGAGGUUGUUGCUUUGGGCUCAAGUAGCUUUUGCGCUCAUUCAGUCUUGGACUGUUUGGUUUCACUUGCCUCAAGUUUUUCAGUAGGCCAUACUUGUUUUAUCAUGGGUCCAUCAUGUGUAUGGAAAGACAAAGAAGCAAAUAUUAACCAGUUAGCAAGACGUGAUUCUGUCUAAGUCAGGCUAAUUCUGACUAAUGUUGGGACUCCACCUGCGGUUCUCACUCAAACAUCAGAUUUUUAGCUUUUCGCUGGACCCCACUGACCAGUCCCCGAGUCAUUUUGGUAGAACAAACCUCGAAACCUGCUAACGUAUGUCUACUUUGGCUCAGGAAUUAGUCAUUGUGGUUCCAACUCAAAGCAUCUUUUAUAUAUAAUUUUAGCUUUAGCCUAAAAACCUAUGGACCAAAUGCCAUUUGCGUUUGUCAACCCUGGUGCAGACAACUAAUUGUCCAACUGCAUUUUUUUCAGAAAAAAAAAAUGCCACUUUUGGCCUGAACUAUAAAUGAACUAAGUCUGACAGAAUAGAGCUUUAAAUUCAUGGUUUGGUCCAAGCACCAACUAAACAUAAGGGGAUCAGUGUCAUCAACGGUAUGUUUUUAACAAGAACCGACUGACCAUAUGGUUUGGUCCCAAUACUGAAAUGGGUUAAACAAGUCAUUGUUGCCAUGGUUACAAAACAUGAUGGACCCACGGUAUACAUUUAGACAUAAGAUGGGCAAGCUUCGCCAUGGACAAGUCAAUGACCUGUUUGGAAGGACUACUUUUCUCGGAGGGACACCCCCCCAGACUCUUGAACCAGUCGGAAAGACGACACACACACAAAGCCCACAACCCAACGUGACACUUUUAACGUCUUCGUCAGACUGAGGUCCUUUAUUUCACUGUGUCCAUUUGGGACUGAAUUUCUUCAACUUUUAAAGUAAAACCACCAGGUAUGGCCAUUUUUUACUCCAUAAACUGACAAAAAAAAAAAAAGACAAAUGUGUGAUUUCAACAUUUGCAUGAGUAACACAUCCAGUCUUCUUAUGUGUUGAUUUUUUUAUACAAUGUACAUAGACGCUACUGCAUGUGUAGACUUGAUGUAUCUCUGUUUAUUGAUAUAUUUGUAACAUACUGUACAUCGGUGUGCGCGUGUGUGUGUGCAUGUGUGCGAGGCCUAGCGGUCACGGCAGCUACGAGUUUGUUGGAGGUGUACGAGGUUGCGGUGCCAUAUUUUUCUAUUCUUUUCAUUAUUAAUUGUCUAUCAGACAUACAGCCAACUGUUUGUGUUAAAUGCCAUUGCGUUAUUUUAUCAUAGACACAAGCAAGGUAAUGGAAGCACAAAUGUUCUUUCAAAUGCACUUCUUUUGUCAUUCAUGUCUUUUGAACUAUGGUUCGGCAUUUGACUGACCAUUUAUCAAUUACAUCACUCAAUUCUCAU